AUGUCAGGAAACUUGAUCAUAGUGUUGUGUGCUUGCUGGGUUAUUCUCGAAGAAUGUACAGGAUUAUCCAGCCCUAUCGCACCAUUUGUUACGUAUAAACAUUCUGCUGAAUUGCAAAAAGAUAUUGCUGAUCUUUGGUGGACAGUUGAUGAUGCGGAACGAGAAAUUACUUUUGAAUUACAUAUGAAAAGUACAGGUUGGAUUGCACUAGGCAUCAGUCCAGCUGGUGGUAUGAAAGGUGCUGAUAUUGCUAUUGGAUGGGUAGAAUCAUCCGGUAAAGUUUUUCUUCAAGAUCGGUAUUCAACAGCAAAUUCAAGACCAAUGCGAGAUAACACAACUCAAGACUGGUUUGUCUUACAAGGACAAGAGAAAGAUGGCUGGACAGCGAUUCGUUUCAAACGUUUACUUCAUACCUGUGAUUCGAUGGAUGUACCAAUAAAAUCUGGAACUAAUAUUCUGAUAUUUGCUUAUGGUCUUGUUGAUCUCGAUUCCAAUCGGCCAGAAGUAGAUAUCAUGUAUCAUGGUACCCGACGAAAUAGUCGAAUGUUACCACUUCGUUCUUACGCUGAUCCACCUGCUGAUGAAAAAUUUCUUGGUCUGGAUACAUUCGAAUUUCGCUCAGAUAACUACAUCGUACCAUCGAAUGACACGACUUAUCAUUGUAAAAUCUACAAAGCACCAAGUCAGUAUCCUCACAAACGCCAUGCCAUUGCUCAUAAGAUAUUAAUCGAUCCAGACAAUAUUGAUCUUGUUCAUCAUUUGGACUUGUAUGAAUGUGACCCAACAGCGACAUUCGAUGACAAUAACCUACCUGAUGAUCUUUGUGACAGUAUACCGGACGAGAUUCGAUUGUGUUCGUCGAAUUUUGCUACUGUGUGGGCUGUUGGUGGUGAUGUCAUGAGAGAAUUUCCCGAAGAAGCUGGCUAUGCUGUUGGAGGAAAUUCUGAAACGAAAUACUAUAUGAUCCAAAUGCAUUACGAUAAUCCUCGGCUAUCAUCAAAUCGCCGUGAUAGUUCAGGAAUACGAUUUUAUCUUGGCAAUGAACUUCGUCAAUACGAUCUCGGCUUUUUAACAUUUGGAAUAGGUUCAACACCAUCCGGUCUUGCAAUCCCACCAAAGGUUGAGCGAUUUAUUACCGAUUCGUUCUGUCCACCGGAAGCAACUCGUAAUUUUCCGAAAUCGGGUAUCAAUGUCAUUUUUGCUUUGCCACAUACUCAUUUACAAGGAUCAAGUACUUGGACGAAAAUAAUUCGAAACAAUACAGCUGUACAAUAUCUUUUCAACGCUGAAUCGUAUGAUUUCAACUAUCAGUUUCAAAAUCGUUUACCAAAACCCAUCAAGCUUUAUCCAGGUGAUUCGUUUGCUACUCGAUGUAUCUAUAAUACAAUGAAUAAAGACGAUGUUACAUUAGGUGGUGAGCGUACCAAAGAUGAAAUGUGUGUUAACAUGUUUACAUACUACCCUCGUAUGAAUGACUUAUACGCAUGUGUGACGCUCAAUCAUGAUUCAGCUUGGCAAGAUGUUAUGAAUACAUCAUCACCAAUCGAUUAUAAGCAGGUGAAGGACUGGUUAUUAACUAAAAAUUGGACUUCUGAGUCAACGAAACAGUGGCAGAACUUUUACGAAAGAGCACCUCGACUUGUUAUCUAUGGCAAAUCCGGAUAUUUUCAAGAUCAGAUGCUGUCGACUUUACCAACGUACGAAGAUUUCAAAGCAGAAGAAUGUCAUAAAUGA
Molecule: messenger RNA, 1734 nt
Organism: Adineta ricciae
Lineage: Eukaryota; Metazoa; Rotifera; Eurotatoria; Adinetida; Adinetidae
Source: the annotation of a GenBank genome assembly